UUCAGAUUCCGAACUGGUCCUGGUGUAAUUCCGGAACAUGUGCCAAAAGAUACAGAGAACCUGUUGCUCAUACUGAAUGGCCGGGAACCAGAUAAAGUUCAGUUUGCUGAAACCUGGCUCAAAUCCCUGCAUAAUCUGUCUCAGCUGCGUAAUGUUGGCCUGGUGUUGCUAGGCAACGAACAGUGCAAUAAUUCCUGGCUUCACAAUUACAUGCACUAUAAUGGCGGACUGGUGAAAUUUGUGUUCUUGGUGUACGACAGUCCUGAAAUAGACAACGUAAAUUUCUACCAAUGGCCAUUAGGGGUUGCCACGUACAGAGACUUUCCAACUGUAGACAGCUCCAAGCUACCUGUACAUAUCCGUAGACAAUAUUCCUGCAACUUUUUUGGGACCAUUUACAAAAAUUCAUCACGAGAAACUUUAAUGAAAAUUUUAGAGGGAGAUUUCUUCAGAGAAAAAUGUUUGAUCAAGGCUAGAAGACAGUGGUUGCCCCUGGAGACAGACGAGACAAGGGAGCAGUUCAUACAAGCAUUAUCUCAGAGCGAUCUCACACUAAACCCGGUUGGUGUAAACACGGAGUGCUACAGAAUAUACGAGGCUAUAACAUAUGGUUCCAUUCCAGUUGUGGAGGACAUCAUGACCCCUGGCAAUUGUGGGAAAUCUAAAAACUCAAAUACAUUUCCUUUGCGUCUGCUCAAAGAAAUGGAUGCACCAAUUAUUUAUAUCAAAGACUGGUCAGAAUUGACUAAAAUUUUAGAAAAUGAGAAAAAGUUGCGACAUAGUGAAGUAGUGAAAAGGAGGAGAAAUAUAUUACUAUGGUAUGAAAGUUUUAAAUCUAAAAUGCGACAAAAACUGAUUGGAGCUAUUAACAGACAUUUCUUUGGCCUAAACAGAUAAUGUUAAUAGAAGUUAGAUUUAUUUAGUUUUAUUUUUGUAAUAAAAUCUCAGUUAAGUGUGAUUCAAGUUUGUACAAGAGUUUGUAUAUUGAAAAUCUCUCAUCUAUACUCAAAACUGAGUCAGUCUGUAUGUGAUUAUUUUAUAGUUCUAUUUAUUUAUUAAUAUUUUUAUUUUAAUUCAUAAAUUCUAUAAAAUAAAACUAAAAAACACUGAGUUUCAAGUUCGGUUAGUAAGGUUGUAAGUUUUCUAAAUAAAACUCAUUCAUAUGACUUGUAAUUUGAUUUAGAGAUGGAUGAUUUGAUUGUAAGUUAUAGCUAUUCUUAUUUUACAUGUCCAUACAUGUCAUACGUCCCGGAUUGUCCGGGAUUGUCCCGGAAAUCACAUACUCGUCCCGGUGUCCCGGACAGUGUUGAAAUGUCCCGGAAAAUUAAAAAUACAGAAAAACAAAAAUAACCCCCCAAAAAACUAGUUUUUUUGCCGAUAAAUUGUUGAAUUUUACAUGAAUAAAACACAAUAAACAGUCACCGGUGUCACAUUGUUUAUUCCUAAUCAUCCGAUAAUCAGUUUCAUGCCCUCGAGCGGGACACAUGUUGAAAGCUAGCUCCGAUCACCACUCAUAUUGUGCACUGCGAUCUUUUGAUGACCCAGAUUAAUUUACAGUCAGCUAUUUUGAUGACCCUGAUUAUGAAUUGACAAAAUUAUGCAAUCAAUAACAGUUUUAUGAUAAUUUAAUAUUAGGAACAAUAGCCGAAAAUCUCGUUGUUGUUAGCACGUAGGCAGUGAAGCUACAUGUAGCCUUGAUUGGAAGAAAUGGCUGAUAACGGUCAAUUAAACGAUAAAUAUUUUAAAAGGUUGUAAUCUUUCAAAAUGAUGAUUGAUUGUCACACAUAUUCUAAAUUAAACUUUUGACUACUGAAUGCCUUUGCCGGCCGAUCCUUGAAAAUUGACCCAACCUGAAAUAUUUUAUAUCGAUUUUAUCUACAAGAUUUAUUUAUUUCCUUUAAGGAUACCAUUUUAUUAAUGAUUAGGUAAACUUUUAAGCUUUAAAAAGAUACCAAAUAAGCUGGAUUCUAAAUCACGAUGACCAGGUUAACUCUUCGUAUAUAGCAAGUCUCCCAAUUCAGUUCACCUCGGGAACGCAACCAAUUCACGUGCCGAACUAUAGACGUAAAUUACCCUAUUUACCUCCCAUAGAAAGCUAAACGACAUUUGCAACAAAUUAUUCCUAAGCGAGGGAACAAUGUUUAUCUCUGGAAACUGCAUAUAAUUUUAUGAUAUUUAUGCAUGAAACAGACGAAUACUAAUGUCACGGUGUAUGUCCCGGACAAAGGGUAAAAAUCCCGGAAAUUUUAACUCAGAAUCCCGGAAAGGUCCGGAAAAAUUAUGGCAUGUAUGUACAUGUCUGUUAAGGUGCUGUUAAUAUCAUUACAAUGAUUGUCAUGCUUGCUUGUAAAUUCAGUAUUUCUCUAACGUAUCUAGGCAUAUGUACAGUUAACACAUUUGUUCCCUUGGAAAAGCAGAAAUGCAGAGGGUUUGUUAUAAGAAUUGGAUAUCCUUCAAGUGGUGAACUGCAGAUGCGGUAUUUUCAUGAAUGGCACAGUUGCCUAUUGUAGACAAAGUGAAUUUGGCUAACGUCUCCUAUACUUUAAACAGCAUUAAAGUGUUUUCACAUUAGUGUAAUGCCAAGAUUAUGUAAAGGCUAUCUUUCACUUCCAUGUGAUAAAUAUGUUCUAUGUGCUUGAUGGAGUGUAUAUCAAAAUCCCCUUGAUCAAAAUCCCCUCCACUGAAAAAUGACUGGGUGUUACAAAAUCCCCUUCACACAUUUGCAGGGGGUAUCAUAAUCCCCUCUGUGAUUAACAUUAUAGAUAUAUAGAUGUCAGUGCUACAAAUUAUAUUAUGUUUGCUAAAGGCAUUUUAUUUACAUGCUUUAUGCAAUAGACUUUUAAGUUGUAUAUAGUUGUAUUUGAACUUGAUGAAAUAAGUAAAAAUCACAGAGGGGAUUAUGAUACCCCCUGCAAAAGUAUGAAGGGGAUUUUGUAACACCCUGUCAUUUUUCAGUGGAGGGGAUUUUGAUCAAGGGGAUUUUGAUUGUCUCCCUGCUAUGGUAUAUGUGAUAAAUACGUAUUUUUCAUAACAUAGGUAUCUUUUUAGCUCACCUUAGCCAGAAGCUCAUGGUGACCUUUUGUGACCGCUCAGUGUCCGUCGUCAGUCGUGCGUCCGUCAACAUUUUCUAAAAAAAUCUCCUUGAAAACCACUGGGCAGAAUUACACCAAACUUAAAUGGUCGUUUGGUGGUCCCCUUUCAAAAUUGUUCAAAGAAUUUAAUUCCAUGCAGAACUCUGGUUGCCAUGGCAACCGAAAGGAAAAACUUUAAAAUCUUCUUGUUCAAAACCGAAAGGCAUAGAGCCUUGAUAUUUGGCAUAUGACAUCAUCUUAUGGUCCUUUAUCAAGAUUGUUCAAAUUGUGCCUCUUGGGUGAAAAGAGGCCCCACCCCGGGGGUCACAAGUUUUACAUAGACUUACAUAGUAGACGUGCAGGCUGAUCUUGGUCUGCACUGGUCGCAAAGGCAGAAUAAUAUUAACUUGCCGCCAGCAGGCUAAAGGCUAAAUAGUAUUGAAAGUCUUAUGAAUGUUUCUAAUAUUGCCUACCAUUAUAAUUCAGUAAACCAGUGUAAAAUAAGAAAUAAGAAGUUACAAACCUUUCAGCUCCUUAAUAAUACAAUUAAAAGGUCAUGACCCUGAAUCAAAGUGUUACAGAAUAGCAUUCUGUGAUAGCUAUACAUAACUGCCAUUCCUUAUACAGGUAUAUGCCAUGUAUUACACAUAGACUUGCAUGCAUUUCAAACUUUCAUGAUUAGAAACAGUCUUGUCUUUGAACAUUGUAACAUGUGUUACUUAAAUUUAUAUACUGUUAAUCGUGAUUACCUAAAACACUAAGCUAUUAUUUUCAUUUUUUUUCAUCAGUUUUUCUUUUGUUUUAUCAUUGAUCUUGAUGGAACAUCAGAAAAAUAUUUGUAUGUUAAACAUAAUGUAAUUUUGAUAAAUAUUUAAUAGAAGAGAAAAUUAAGACAGGAAAAUGUAUUAUCUUGCUGAAUAAUGUAAUUUUCAUGAAUGCUGGUGAAAUAUAAAAAUUGCUGUAGUGUUUACAAAAAUUAGAAGAUAAAAGAUGAUCAAGAAAACACAUUGCUAUUAGUUUCGAAUUUUGCGUUCUUAUUUGAAAUGUACGACAAAUUAUGAAAAUUUCUUCAUCAUAAUAAUACUACAUUUAAAGAUAUUGGGUAACUGUAAUAAACGUGAUUAUGUCUCCCACCACACAGUGGUGUGGGAGACGUAUUGAUUUACUCCUGUCUGUCUGUCUGUGUGUGUCUGUCUGUCACAAAGCUUGUCCGCACUCUUUAAGUCGAACAUUUCUCAUCCAAUCUUCACCAAACUUGAACAAAAUAUGUUUGCCAAUAAGUCCUCGGCCAAGUUCGAUAACUAGCCAAAUUGGCCCAGGCACUUGGGAAUUAUGGCCUUUAAAACUUGCGUUUGAUAAUCAAAGCACUGAAAGUCUGAUAAGGCAGUUGAGGUCUUGGUGUUUGGUUGACUCAUGUACUACUAUUCAGAUGAUUAGGCAGUUGUGGGAGACGUGCGCUUUUCUCAAAAGCAGCUCUAGCUGAUAACAUGUUUUUCAGUGAAUUAUCAAAAUACUAGAGUGAAAUAUAUUUGAUAUUUUCAGUGAAGAAUAUCAAAUAUAUUUUUCUCUCUGGUAAGAAAUUAUAAAAAUGGGUAAAUUUUGUUAAGACAUGAAAUAAAAAGAAAAUAUGUUCGUUUUAAAUGUAAGAUUAAAAUAUCUUCCAUGCAUGAACACCAUAAUCUUACAUUUUCACUUAUGGCUUUGCCACUCAUGAAAAUAUUACAUCUGGUGAUCAAUUGUGAAAGAUAUUACAAUCUUACAGUGAAACAAACAAAUAUCCUUUAUAUGUUCUUGCUCCAAAUAUACAGAAAUAUGUGUAUAUGUAAAAAAAAUGAAUUCAUUGAAAACACUGAAAGUUGUUUUUAGGAGAAAUGUUUCAAUUUGCAUUUUAUUUAAUUGAGACUUUCUGACUCAAGAGGCAAUUUUUUAUACAUUUUUUGUCAGUGAAAUAGUACAAGACUGAUUGAAUUCACUUUUAGUUUUAAAUUAAUGAAUGUCUGUUCUUGAGAGGUUGUUGUAUAAGAUGUAUAUUCAUUUGACAGGAAUAUGCUGAGAGCCAAGUGCCAAAUAGUUGUAACUAAGUAUUGAUAAGGUGUCCGCAGCUCAGCUAGGACUUUGUGGGGUUUGAAUCACACUAUUUCACAACUACAUACCCCAGCACUGGAUAUGUAGGACCAACACAUGAAAAUGUCAUAAUUAAUGUUAUUAUUUUGUGAUUAUUAUUUAUAUGAGCUGCACCAUGAGAAAACCAACAUAGUGCAUUUGCGACCAACAUGGAUCCAGACCAGCCUGCGCAGGCUAGUCUGGAUCCAUGCUGGUCGCAAACGCACUAUGUUGGUUUUCUCAUGGCGUGGCUCAUAUGAUAUUUCUGUUUUGUUAAUUUUUGUUCUACAAGUAUCUUUUACAGACUUAGAUUUUUAUACUUUGUGUUCAAGGUUGUGACUUUUAUGGAAUAUGAAUUAUAAUUAUGCAUGUUUUACGGGUUGAGAUGAAUUUAAAACUUCUUGAUAAAUUUACAUCAGAUUCCAAAAAUAUAAAAAUUUAGAAUAGACUUGCCCUCUCUUGAAGAAUUUGUGUAAAUUACUGUUUUGUGACUCAUUAGCCAUUAAACACGUAUUGUAUGGCAUUGAGGUCCAUACACAUGUUUAUAGACUUGAAAGUGAAGCCAAAAAUCUUUAAUGAUUCAUAAUUCGUAAUAUCCUUUUCUGUCUUGCUGUCCAGUAACUUGCAUAUUGACCUAGAUGUCAUGUGAUACUUGUUAUAUUAUACAAAAUAGAUAUUGUGUUUUAUCAUAUUGUUUAAGGUAUGGAGAAGUUUUUAUUUCUCCACCUUGGAUUGUAGAACUGGUUCUGUCUUUUUACGAAGGCUUCAACAAUCAUAAAAUAAAAUCAUAAUAGUCAUAGUUAUGACAAUCUUCAUAAUGAUGCUGAAAAUAGCAUCUGUGUCACUUUUUGGAUUUGAAAUUUACCAACUUCAGGACACUUUGGUAUAAUAGUUUAAUGCCAUUGCUCGGUAUUUGCCACGAGUGCAGGAAAUUGCUUUACUUUAUUAUUUUGUCUUCAUGUCAUUUGCUGUAACUGUUAGAUAAUCAGAUUUAUUCAUUCAUUCUCAAUUGAAUGGUCUUCCAGUCUGUUAUUGGUAGUGACUGGUUUGAUUUCACUUAAUGUUAGUUGUUGUAACAUGUUAGUAUUAAAAGACUAGUUGUACUGUUUUCACAGUUAUUGAUCUGGCUCUAUGUUCACAAAACAUUUUCAGUCUCAGCUGAAUUUUAGACUGAAAAUUUGUUAGCUAAUUUUACUAGAACAUGUAUAUUUAGUUUGAUUCAUAUAUAUAUUUAGUUACACUUAGCUCGGAGGAAGAGUAGGUAUAUUGUUUGGCUGAUGUCAGUCUGUCUAUCUGUCUGUUUGUAGAUUACCUGUAUUGUUUUGGGGUCAUGAUGUCACAGGAACCUUGUGGUUUCUGAUCAAUAAUAGGAGAUUGCUUUGGCCUAUGACCACUAAAUUGUACAGCAUGUUUGUCUAUGGUCAUUGUAAUUGGGUCAUCAAGUCUAAGGUCAAUGUUACAGCAUACCUGAGACUGAAAAUAACACACACAAGUACCUCCUGACCACCGGAGAGGAGCUUAUGUUCUUUAUAGUUUAGUUCUUUACUUGGUUUUAAAGUCAGUAAUAGUGCUGGUUAUAGAAAAUAGUAUCAGAUUGUAUAUGUAGUUAUGAAUCCACUGUAUAGGGGUUUAGGAAAUGCACCAAAUAGGUAGGAUACAUGGCUUGUAGGGAAAUGCACAGCAGGUUACCCCUUUUAUGAUUUAAAUUAAACACAUGCAUUACAUGGUAAAUAUACAACAAUGUAAAAUGUUUAAUAAAAAAACAUAGAUUGGCUAUAUCUAAGUGUAUCAUUAUUAAGUGUGAAAUGAAACAGCAGGAAUGAAACUGAAUCAUACAACGAAACAUAGUGAAUGUAAAAUACCUUCCAGUCUUAAAUAAUAGUUGAAUUUAGAAACUGUGCAUCUCUUUUUUUUAAAGUAAAAUCUUACCUGCAGAUUACUAUGGUCAGUUUUAAUUUUAUACAGAUAGUUACAAAAUGAUGGAGGAGGUGAAAGGGUCAUCAUCUGCCAUUAAAAUCUGGAAGGGUGAUAAAGAAUUGUUAAACUGUAGCAUCUGAAACAGAAUAUAUCAGCUAUGGAAUGCAGAUUGCACUGGUCAUUGUUAUUGUAGAAUAAUGCUUCAUUUAUGGUUUAGAAUUAGAAAUUUCCUGUUUUUAGCUCACCUGUCACAAAGUGACAAGGUGAGCUUUUGUGAUCGCGCGGUGUCCGUCGUCCGUGCGUGCGUGCGUGCGUCCGUAAACUUUUGCUUGUGACCACUCUAGAGGUCACAUUUUUCAUGGGAUCUUUAUGAAAGUUGGUCAGAAUGUUCAUUUUGAUGAUAUCUAGGUCAAGUUCGAAACUGGGUCACGUGCCAUCAAUAACUAGGUCAGUAGGUCUAAAAAUAGAAAAACCUUGUGACCUCUCUAGAGGCCAUAUAUUUCACAAGAUCUUCAUGAAAAUUGGUCAGAAUGUUCACCUUGAUGAUAUCUAGGUCAAGUUUGAAACUGGGUCACGUGCCCUCAAAAACUAGGUCAGUAGGUCUAAAAAUAGAAAAACCUUGUGACCUCUCUAGAGGCCAUAUAUUUCACAAGAUCUUCAUGAAAAUUGGUCAGAACGUUCACCUUGAUGAUAUCUAGGUCAAGUUAGAAAGUGGGUCACGUGCCAUCAAAAACUAGGUCAGUAGGUCAAAUAAUAGAAAAACCUUGUGACCUCUCUAAAGGCCAUAUUUUUCAUGGGAUCUGUAUGAAAGUUGGUCUGAAUGUUCAUCUUGAUGAUAUCUAGGUCAAGUUCGAAACUGGGUCAUGUGCAGUCAAAAACUAGGUCAGUAGGUCUAAAAAUAGAAAAACCUUGUGACCUCUCUAGAGGCCAUAUAUUUCAUGAGAUCUUCAUGAAAAUUGGUCAGAAUGUUCACCUUGAUAAUAUCUAGGUCAAGUUUGAAAGUGGGUCACGUGCCUUCAAAAAGCAGGUCAGUAGGUCAGAUAAUGAAAAAACGUUGUGACCUCUCUAGAGGCCAUAUUUGUACCCCCCGACAACAAAGUUGUAAGGGGGGGUAUACUGGUUUCAGGUUGUCUGUCUGUCUGUCCGUCUGUCCGUAGACGCAAUCUUGUGCGCACCAUCUCUCCUUAUCCCCUUGACAGAAUUUAAUGAAACUUCACACAAGUGAUCAGUAACAACAGUAGUUGUGCAUGGGGCACGUUAGGUUCUUUUAGAAAAAAAAAUUCCAGAGUUAUGGGACUUUGUUUUUUUGUUACUAUACUAUAUACAUAGACACAAUCUUGUGCGCACCAUCUCUCCUUAUCCCCUUGACAGAAUUUAAUGAAACUUCACACAAAUGAUCAGUACCAACAGUAGUUGUGCAUGGGGCAUGUUAGGUUCUUUUAGAAAAAAAAAAUUCCAGAGUUAUGGGACUUUGUUUUUUUGUUACUAUACUAUAUACAUAGACACAAUCUUGUGCGCACCAUCUCUCCUCAUCCCCUUGACAGAAUUUAAUAAAACUUCACACAAGUGAUCAGUAACAACAGUAGUUGUGCAUGGGGCAUGUUAGGUUCUUUCAGAAAAAGAAAAUUGCAUAGUUAUGGGACUUUGUUUUUUUGUUAGCUCACCUGUCACAAAGUGACAAGGUGAGCUUUUGUGAUCGCGCGGUGUCCGUCGUCCGUCGUCCGUCCGUGCGUCCGUCCGUGCGUGCGUCCGUAAACUUUUGCUUGUGACCACUCUAGAGGCCAUAUAUUUCACAAGAUCUUCAUGAAAAUUGGUUAGAAUGUUCACCUUGAUGAUAUCUAGGUCAAGUUCGAAACUGGGUCACGUGGGGUCAAACACUAGGUCAGUAGGUCUAAAAAUAGAAAAACCUUGUGACCUCUCUAGAGGCCAUAUUUUUCAUGAGAUCUUCAUGAAUAUUGGUCAGAAUGUUCACCUUGAUGAUAUCUAGGUCAAGUUCGAAACUGGGUCACGUAGGGUCAAAAACUAGGUCAUAAGGUCUAAAAAUAGAAAAACCUUGUGACCUCUCUAGAGGCCAUAUUUCUCAAUGCAUCUUCAUGAAAAUUGGUCAGAAUGUUCAUCUUGAUGAUAUCUAGGUCAAGUUCGAAACUGGGUCACGUGGGGUUAAAAACUAGGUCAGUAGAUCUAAAAAUAGAAAAACCUUGUGACCUCUCUAGAGGCCAUAUUUUUCAUGAGAUCUUCAUGAAUAUUGGUCAGAAUGUUCACCUUGAUGAUAUCUAGGUCAAGUUCGAAACUGGGUCAUUUGGGGUCAAAAACUAGGUCAGUAGAUCUAAAAAUAGAAAAACCUUGUUACCUCUCUAGUGGCCAUAUUUCUCAAUGGAUCUUCAUGAAAAUUAGUCAGAAUAUUCACCUUGAUGAUAUCUAGGUCAGGUUCGAAACUGGGUCAUGUGCGGUCAAAAACUAGGUCAGUAGGUCUAAAAAUAGGAAAACCUUGUGACCUCUCUAGAGGCGAUAUUUUUCAAUGGAUCUUCAUGAAAAUUGGUCAGAAUGUUUACCUUGAAGAUCUCUAGGUCAAGUUCGAAACUGGGUCACGUGGGGUUAAAAACUAGGUCAGUAGAUGUAAAAAUAGAAAAACCUUGUGACCUCUCUAGAGGCCAUAUUUUUCAUGAGAUCUUCAUGAAUAUUGGUCAGAAUGUUCACCUUGAUAAUAUCUAGGUCAAGUUCGGAACUGGGUCACGUAGGGUCAAAAACUAGGUCAUAAGGUCUAAAAAUAGAAAAACCUUGUGACCUCUCUAGAGGCCAUAUUUCUCAAUGCAUCUUCAUGAAAAUUGGUCAGAAUGUUCAUCUUGAUGAUAUCUAGGUCAAGUUCGAAACUGGGUCACGUGGGGUUAAAAACUAGGUCAGUAGAUCUAAAAUAGAAAAACCUUGUGACCUCUCUAGAGGCCAUAUUUUUCAUGAGAUCUUCAUGAAUAUUGGUCAGAAUGUUCACCUUGAUGAUAUCUAGGUCAAGUUCGAAACUGGGUCAGUGGGGUCAAAAACUAGGUCAGUAGAUCUAAAAAUAGAAAAACCUUGUUACCUCUCUAGUGGCCAUAUUUCUCAAUGGAUCUUUAUGAAAAUUAGUCAGAAUAUUCACCUUGAUGAUAUCUAGGUCAGGUUCGAAACUGGGUCAUGUGCGGUCAAAAACUAGGUCAGUAGGUCUAAAAAUAGGAAAACCUUGUGACCUCUCUAGAGGCGAUAUUUUUCAAUGGAUCUUCAUGAAAAUUGGUCAGAAUGUUUACCUUGAAGAUAUCUAGGUCAAGUUCGAAACUGGGUCACGUGGGGUUAAAAACUAGGUCAGUAGAUCUAAAAAUAGAAAAACCUUGUGACCUUUCUAGAGGCCAUAUUUUUCAUGAGAUCUUCAUGAAUAUUGGUCAGAAUGUUCAUCUUGAUGAUAUCUAGGUCAAGUUCGAAACUGGGUCACGUGGGGUCAAAAACUAGGUCAGUAGGUCUAAAAAUAGAAAAACCUUGUGACCUCUCUAGAGGCCAUAUUUCUCAAUGCAUCUUCAUGAAAAUUGGUGAGAAUGUUCAGCUUGUUGAUAUCUAGGUCAGGUUCGUAAUUGGGUCAUGUGCGGUCAAAAACUAGGUCAGUAGGUCGAAAAAUAGAAAAACCUUGUGACCUCUCUAGAGGCCAUAUUUUUCACGAGAUCUUUAUGAAAAUUGGUGAGAAUGUUCACCUUGAUGAUAUCUAGGUCAAGUUUAAAAGUGGGUCACGUGCCUUCAAAAACUAGGUCAUUAGGUUGAAUAAUAGAAAAACCUUGUGACCUCUCUAGACGCCAUAUUUUUCAAUGGAUCUUCAUGAAAAUUGGUCAGAAUUUUUUAUCUUGAUGAUAUCUAGGUCACAUGUGCUCAAAAACUAGGUCACUAUGUCAAAUAAUAGAAAUAACGAUGUCAUACUCAGUUGAACACUGGGUCAUGUGGAGAUAAGUGAGCGAUUCAGGACCAUCAUGGUCCUCUUGUUACUAUACUAUAUACAUAGACACAAUCUUGUGCGCACCAUCUCUCCUCAUCCUCUUGACACAAUUUAAUGAAACUUUCACACAAGUGAUCAGUAACAACAGUAGUUGUGCAUGGGGCAUGUUAGGUUCUUUCAGCGACAAAAAUUGCAGAGUUAUUGGACUUUGUUUCUUGUUAACAUACUAUGUACAUACAGUCUGCAUAUGCAAUUUUGCGCGUGCCUAAUCUACCAAACCCUUGCACACAAUUUAAUGAAACUUCACACAAGUGAUCAGUACCAACCCUAGUUGUGCAUGGUGCAUGUUACAUUCUUUUAGAUAUAUAUUCUGCAUAGUUAUGGGACUUUGUUUUGUUUUUUGUUACUAUACUGUAUACAUACAGUCUAUAUAUACAUACAGUCCACAUAAUUAUGCAAUCUUGUGUGCGUCAAAUUGCAAUGUACUGUGUCGGUGCAUGCGGGGGGGGGGGGGGGGGAUACAUUCAUCACCUUUAGUGAUAGCUCUAGUUUUCAUGGGAUCUGUAUGAAAGUUGGUCUGAAUGUUUAUCUUGAUGAUAUAUAGGUCAAGUUUGAAACUGGGUCAACUGCGAUCAAAAACUAGGUCAGUAGGUCUUAAAAUAGAAAAACCUUGUGACCUCUCUAGAGGCCAUACCCUUGAAUGGAUCUUCAUGAAAAUUGGUCAGAAUGUUCACCUUGAUGAUUUCUAGGUCAAGUUUGAAACUGGGUCACGUGCCUUAAAAAACUAGAUCAGUAGGUCAAAUAAUAAAAAAACCUUGUGACCUCUCUAGAGGCCAUACUUUUCAUGGGAUCUGUAUGAAAGUUGGUCUGAAUGUUCAUCUUGAUGAUAUCUAGGUCAAGUUUGAAACUGGGUCAACUGUGGUCAAAAACUAGGUCAGUAGGUCUAAAAUUAUUAAAAUCUUUUGACCUCUCUAGAGGCCAUAUUUUUCAAUGGAUCUUCAUGAAAAUUGAUCUGAAUGUUCACCUUGAUGAUAUCUAUGUCAGUUUCGAAACUGGGUCACGUGCGGUCAAAAACUAGGCCAGUAGGUAUAAAAAUAGAAAAGCCUUGUGACCUCUUUAGAGGCCGUAUUUUUCAUGAGAUCUUCAUCAAAAUUACUGAGAAUGUUCACCUUGAUGAUAUCUAGGUAAAGUUCAAAACAGGGUCACGUACCUUCGAAAACUAGGUCAAUAGGUCAAAUAAUAGAAAAACCUUGUGACCUCUCUAGAGACCAUAUUUUUCAAUGGAUCUUCAUGAAAAUUGGUCAGAAUUUUUAUCUUGAUAAUAUCUAGGUCAAGUUCGAAACUGGGUCACAUGAGCUCAAAAACUAGGUCACUAUGUCAAAUAAUAGAAAAAACGACGUCAUACUCAAAACUGGGUCAUGUGGGAAGAGGUGAGCGAUUCAGGACCAUCAUAGUCCUCUUGUUAUGUUCAUAAUUUGAGCCAUGCCAUGAGAAAACCAACAUAGUGGGUUUGCGACCAGCAUGGAUCCAGACCAGCCUGCGCAUCCACGCAGUCUGGUCAGAAUCCAUGCUGUUCGCUUUUAAAGCCUAUUGGAAUUGGAGAAACUGUUAGCGAACAGCAUGGAUCCUGACCAGACUGCGCGGAUGCGCAGGCUGGUCUGGAUCCAUGCUGGUCGCAAACCCACUAUGUUGGUUUUCUCAUGGCACGGCUCAUUUUCAUUUCUUUGCUACUUUUACAAUAAUGUUGUUGUAUUACAGUGUUGUUCAAGUUUUGUUUAUGUAUUAUAUAGUUAUUUAUAGUUUAGUUUUUAGUACAAGACAGUCUUUCACAUCGUAUGUAGUUCAUUUCACAUUAUGAUUGUAUUGUUGUUGAUUUUUAAUGAAAUUGAUUAUGGAAUAAUCUUUCUAGCAGAAGUAGGUUUCAUAUUUUUCAUGGGUAAAUUGCCAUAUCAGUAUACAAGAUGAAAAUAAAAGUUGAACAUA
Molecule: messenger RNA, 13020 nt
Organism: Mercenaria mercenaria
Lineage: Eukaryota; Metazoa; Mollusca; Bivalvia; Venerida; Veneridae
Product: ribitol-5-phosphate xylosyltransferase 1-like
Exons: 3
Biological process (GO): protein O-linked glycosylation via mannose
Cellular component (GO): Golgi apparatus
Molecular function (GO): ribitol beta-1,4-xylosyltransferase activity
Source: RefSeq, a predicted model, not a curated record